AGAAGGAUUUAGAGAAGACGAUGAUACUUCCUCAAUGUAUCAAGUGUCAACAGCUGGCGGAAGCAAUGUAUCACAAGGGCGUUGUAACAAUUCACUCAUGGUAGAACGUCCAUGUGAAAUUCUUUUUCUAGAUUGUUAUAGUCGUGCGUAUGAUUUUGUCUCUAUGACUCUUUUCUUAUGGCUACUUGGAACUUAUUCUGAAGAAGCAAAGAAUGAAUCUCAGUUCAACCCAUGGGGAGUCACAAUUGGUAGAAUUGUAUUUGAGGUCGAACACUGUAGAGUUAGGAUGAAAUUAAAAGGAUCAACAUAG
Molecule: messenger RNA, 310 nt
Organism: Diversispora eburnea
Lineage: Eukaryota; Fungi; Glomeromycota; Glomeromycetes; Diversisporales; Diversisporaceae
Source: the annotation of a GenBank genome assembly